CCUCACUAAAGUUUCUACUAAAGCGAAUACUGUAGAUUUCCAUCCCUUUUUAAAGAACAGUAGGUGGAGCUAUUUAAAGUAUAAAAACGAAAUAUCCUUUCUGGGAGUUCAAGAUUGUGCAGUAAUUGGUUACGACUCUGAGCGCCGCUGUUCACCAAUCCGGGAGAGAAAAGUGGAGAUCCUGCUCGCCUUGCACGCGCCCAAAGCACAAAGCAGAUAGGAAUGAACCAUCUCUGGGACUAUGAGGAAACAACGGAGGAGCUCUGACUCCCCAACUGCCCCAUUCUAGGGGUGAAAGAACUGCUCCUCACUUCAGUGGUUAAAGGCAGAAUUGAAAAUAAUUCUGAAGGAAGGUGACAAUGAUUCCUGCGCGACUGCACGGGGACUGCAAAGGGCUGAUCCUGCUGGGAGUUCUCCUGGGGACCCUGUGGGAGACUGGAUGCACCCAGAUACGCUAUUCAGUUCCGGAGGAGCUGGAGAAAGGCUCUAGGGUGGGCGACAUCUCCAGGGACCUGGGGCUGGAGCCCCAGCAGCUGGCGGAACGCGGAGUCCGCAUCGUCCCCAGAGGUAGGACGCAGCUUUUUGCCCUGAACCCACACAGCGGCAGCUUGGUCACUGCGGGCAGGAUAGACCGGGAGGAGCUCUGUAUGGGGGCUGUCAAGUGUCAAUUAAAUCUUGACAUUCUGAUGGAGGAUAAAGUGAAAAUAUAUGGAGUGGAAAUAGAAGUAAGGGACAUUAACGACAAUGCUCCUUACUUUCGUGAAAGUGAAUUAGAAAUAAAAAUGAGUGAAAACGCAGCCACUGGGAUGCUGUUCCCUCUACCCCACGCCUGGGAUCCGGAUAUCGGGAAGAACUCUCUCCAGAGCUACGAGCUCAGCCCGAAUACUCACUUCUCCCUGGUCGUGCAAAAUGGAGCCGACGGCAAUAAGUACCCGGAAUUGGUGCUGGAACGCGCCCUGGACCGCGAAGAAAAGGCCGCUCACCACCUGAUCCUCACGGCUUCCGACGGGGGAGAUCCGGUGCGCACAGGCACCGCGCGCAUCCGCGUGAUGGUUAUGGAUGUGAACGACAACGCACCAGCGUUUGCUCAGUCCGAGUACCGCGCGAGCGUUCCGGAGAAUGUGGCCUUGGGAACGCAGCUGCUGGUAGUCAACGCCACCGACCCUGAUGAAGGAGUCAAUGGGGAAGUGAGGUAUUCCUUCCGGUAUGUGGACGACAAGGCGGCCCAAAUUUUCAAACUAGACUAUAAUUUAGGGAUAAUAUCAACAAUAGCAGAGUUGGACCACGAGGAGUCAGGAUUCUACCAGAUGGAAGUGCAAGCAAUGGAUAACGCAGGAUAUUCUGCACGCGCCAAAGUCCUGAUCACUGUUCUGGACGUGAACGACAAUGCCCCGGAAGUGGUCCUCACCUCUCUCACCAGCUCGGUUCCUGAAAACUCUCCCAGAGGGACAUUAAUUGCCCUUUUAAAUGUAAAUGACCAAGAUUCUGAGGAAAACGGACAGGUGAUCUGUUUCAUCCAAGGAAAUCUGCCCUUUAAAUUAGAAAAAUCUUACGGAAAUUACUACAGUUUAGUCACAGACAUAGUCUUGGAUAGGGAACAGGUUCCUAGCUACAACAUCACAGUGACCGCCACUGACCGGGGAACCCCGCCCCUGUCCACGGAAACUCACAUCUCGCUGAACGUGGCAGACACCAACGACAACCCGCCGGUCUUCCCUCGGGCUUCCUAUUCCGCCUAUAUCCCAGAGAACAAUCCCAGAGGCGCUUCCCUCGUCUCUAUGACCGCCCACGACCCCGACUGUGAGGAGAACGCCCAGAUCACUUAUUCCCUGGCUGAGGACACCAUCCAAGGGGCGCCCCUAUCGUCCUACGUGUCCAUCAACUCCGACACUGGGGUACUGUAUGCGCUGCACUCCUUCGACUACGAGCAGUUCCGGGACUUGCAAGUGAAAGUGAUGGCGCGGGACAACGGGGACCCGCCCCUCAGCAGCAAUGUGUCACUGAGCCUGUUCGUGCUGGAUCAGAACGACAAUACGCCCGAGAUCCUGUACCCCGUCUUCCCCACAGAUGGUUCCACCGGAGUGGAGCUGGCGCCCCGCUCCGCAGAGCCCGGCUACCUGGUGACCAAGGUGGUGGCGGUGGACAGAGACUCGGGCCAGAACGCCUGGCUGUCCUACCGCCUGCUCAAGGCCAGCGAGCCCGGACUCUUCGCGGUGGGGCUGCACACGGGCGAGGUGCGCACGGCGCGGGCCCUGCUAGACAGAGACGCGCUCAAGCAGAGCCUCGUGGUGGCCGUCCAGGACCACGGCCAGCCCCCUCUCUCGGCCACCGUCACGCUCACCGUGGCCGUGGCCGACAGCAUCCCCGAAGUCCUGGCGGACCUCAGCAGCCUCGAGUCUCCAGCUAAUUCUGGAACCUCAGACCUCACGCUGUACCUGGUGGUGGCGGUGGCCGCGGUCUCCUGCGUCUUCCUGGCCUUCGUCAUCGUGUUGCUGGCGCUCAGGCUGCGGCGCUGGCACAAGUCACGCCCGCUGCAGGCUUCGGGAGGCGGCUUGAUAGGAGCGUCGACGUCGCACUUUGUGGGCGUGGACGGGGCGCGGGCUUUCCUGCAGACCUAUUCCCACGAGGUCUGCCUCACCGCGGACUCGCGGAAGAGUCACCUGAUCUUCCCCCAGCCCAACUAUGCGGACACGCUUAUCAGCCAGGAGAGCUGUGAGAAAAGCGAGCCCCUUUUGCUGUCAGGUGAUUCGGUAUUUUCUAAAGACAGUCAUGCAUUAAUUCAGCAAGCCCCGCCCAACACGGACUGGCGUUUCUCUCAGGCCCAGAGACCCGGCACCAGCGGCUCCCAAAAUGGCGAUGACACCGGCACCUGGCCCAACAACCAGUUUGACACAGAGAUGCUGCAAGCCAUGAUCCUGGCGUCCGCCAGCGAAGCUGCUGAUGGGAGCUCCACCCUGGGAGGGGGUGCCGGCACCAUGGGCUUGAGCGCCCGCUACGGACCCCAGUUCACCCUGCAGCAUGUACCCGACUACCGCCAGAACGUCUACAUCCCAGGCAGCAAUGCCACACUGACCAACGCAGCUGGCAAGCGGGAUGGCAAGGCCCCAGCAGGUGGCAAUGGCAACAAGAAGAAGUCGGGCAAGAAGGAGAAGAAGUAACGUGGAGGCCAGGCCAAGAGCCACAGGGCAGCCUCCCCCCCAACCAGCCCAGCUUCUCCUUACCUGUACCCAGGCCUCAGAGUUUCAGGGCUCACCCCCAGAAUACUGGUAGAGGCCAAGGCCAUGCUCCCCUUGGGAAACAGAAACAAGUGCCCAGUCAACACCCACCCCCUUUUGCCCCCAGGGGGUUGAAUAUGCAAAGGGAGUUCUGCUGGGAACCCCCAUCCAAUCAAUUGCUGUACCCAUGGGGGUAGUGAGGUUAGGGUAGACAGUAAGAACCAUUUGCCACACCCCCUUUGGUUACAGCUGAACUCCUGCAUCUUCCAAAUCAAUCAGGCCCAUCCAUCCCCUGCCUCUCUCCUCUCCACCCUACCCCACUCCAACAGUUCCUCUCUCUUGAGUAAGGUGGUUGGGGUGUUGAGGUACCAGGUAACCUACAAGGCUCUUCGUGCUGAAGACUUGGAAAGGCAUCAUGACCUCUUGGCCUCUCUUUUGUCAGUCUUCCCCCAAAGCAUGGUUUGGUGCCAGCCCCCUCGCCUCCUUCCAGAGCCUGAGAUCAAUGCUCAUAUUUUGGAGGACAUGGUCACCAUCCCCAUGGUACUGAUGCUUGCUGGAUUUAGGGAGGGCAUUUUGCUACCAAGCCUCUUCCUGCCACCCUGGGGACCAGUCUUCUGUUUUGUUUUGGUUUUCAUUGUUUGACAUUCCCACUGCAUGCUGUGACUUCCCCCACUCCUCCUCAAACAAGAGACUCUACUGCAUGUUCUAAGACGGUAUGGGAUGGUAAGAUAAAGUAGGGAAGUAUGUGGAUGUGGAUGGUGGGGGCAUGGACAAAGCUUGACACAUCAAAGCAGCAGGGCCUUGCGGGAGGCUCUGUAUGUCCCCAGGGGACUGACAAGAUCCUCCAAAUUUCAGCCAUAAACCAAGAACUAGGCUGGACCAUCCCCACUACAUAUAGGGCUCAGCCCAGGCAGCCAGCUUUGGGCUGAGCUACCAGGACCAAUGGAUUAAACUGGCAUUUCAGUCUAAGAAAGCUCAAAGCAGGUUUAGGACCAGAUCCCCUGGAGAGGUCAGAGGGACCUCUGUGGGUGCUGGGUACUCCAGAGGUGCCACUGGUGGAAGGGUAGUGGAGCCCCAGCAGGUAGGGUGCAGGCCGGCCAGGCCAUUCUUAGUCCCUGGGUUAGCAGGCAGGGACCAAAUGAACAGAAAGUCUCAGUCCAGAAUGGGGCUUCUCCCCAGGGCCCCUGCCCUCCUCAAGCCUCUGACUUUCACCUUACCAGGUGCCAUUUCUUCUCCGAGAAGGCCACUGCCCAGGCCCCCAGUGCGCCCCCUAGUGGCCGUAGCCUGGUUAAAGUUCCCCAGUGCCUCCUUGUGCAUAGACCUUCCUCUCCCACCCGCUUCUGCCCCCGGGGCCCCGGCCAUCCAGCGGGGCUGCCAGAGAGCCCCAGACCUGCCCUUACAGUAGUGUAGAGCCCCCUCUCCCUCUUUCGGCUGGUGUAGAAUAGCCAGUAGUGUAGUGCGGUGUGCUUUUACGUGAUGGCGGGUGGGUAGCGGGCGGCGGGCUCCGCGCAGCCGCCUGUCCUUGAUCUGCCCGCGGCGGCCCGUGUUGUGUUUUGUGCUGUGUCCACGCGCUGCGGCGACCCCCUCCCCCAUACUCACUCCUCCUAUAAGCGCUUCUCUUCGCAUAGCCACGUAGCUCCCACCCCACCCUCUUCCUGUGUCUCACGCAAGUUUUAUACUCUAAUAUUUAUAUGGCUUUUUUUCUUCGACAAAAAAAUAAUAAAAAGGUUUCUUCUGAAA
Molecule: messenger RNA, 4955 nt
Organism: Saimiri boliviensis boliviensis (Bolivian squirrel monkey)
Lineage: Eukaryota; Metazoa; Chordata; Mammalia; Primates; Cebidae
Product: protocadherin gamma-C4
Biological process (GO): homophilic cell-cell adhesion
Cellular component (GO): plasma membrane
Molecular function (GO): calcium ion binding
Source: RefSeq, a predicted model, not a curated record